This is a messenger RNA of Anopheles maculipalpis, 438 nucleotides long. Its product is annotated as keratin, type I cytoskeletal 9-like. The record is from RefSeq and is a predicted model, not a curated record. The coding region runs from base 37 to 438 and encodes 133 amino acids. NCBI's taxonomy places the organism in Eukaryota, Metazoa, Arthropoda, Insecta, Diptera, Culicidae. The transcript is spliced from 3 exons.
UUUAUCUCCAAAACUGCUUUUGAAAAAUCUUUCAACAUGAAAUCCUUUUCGUGUCUUUUGGCCGUUGUUGCCCUCGUGGCAGUGGUGAGCAGUGCUCCCGUCCAGGAAGGUGAAUCCCGCGUUGUGCGACAGGUAGGAGGUUUUGGUGGCUCAGGAUCGGCGGCCAAUGCUGGUGCUCAAUCGUUCAACCAGGGAGGUUUCGGUGGAUUCCCCGGUGGACAUGGUGGACAUGGUGGAUUUGGUGGAUUUUCAGGAUCGGCUGCCUCGGCCGGUAGCCAAUCGUUCACGCAGGGCGGUGGCCACGGAUUCCCUGGUUUCUCUGGAUCGGCUGCCAAUGCCGGUGCUCAGUCGUUCUCGCAGGGAGCGGGUGGAUUCCCAGGAUUCGGUGGUGCUAGCGGAUCUGCCGCCGGUGCCGGUGCACAGUCGUUCGGAGGAUAA